This is a messenger RNA of Cornus florida, 1920 nucleotides long. RefSeq names its product nuclear/nucleolar GTPase 2-like. Gene Ontology annotation, molecular function: GTP binding. The record is from RefSeq and is a predicted model, not a curated record. Gene Ontology annotation, cellular component: nucleolus. The coding region runs from base 92 to 1690 and encodes 532 amino acids. NCBI's taxonomy places the organism in Eukaryota, Viridiplantae, Streptophyta, Magnoliopsida, Cornales, Cornaceae. The transcript has 12 exons.
AGUGCCAUCUAUUCCAUUUACUAGUUCUCGUUUUUGCUACUGUCUUAGGGUUUCGAAACAGGAUUUUUGUAAUCCCCUUAGGUAAGGUAAGAUGGCGAAGAAGAAAGAGAGAUCCGUAAAUGUAUCUGGAAAGCCAAAGCAUUCGCUGGAUGCUAACAGAGAUGGGAAUGGAAACAAAAACAAAGGCAGUCGCAGCGCCGCCACUGUGCGGAGGCUUAAGAUGUACAAUACGAGGCCCAAACGUGACAGUAAAGGGAAGGUUCUUAAGCACGACUUGCAAUCCCAGGAGUUGCCAUCAACUCGAAUCCAACCCGAUCGCCGCUGGUUUGGCAAUACUCGAGUUGUAAAUCAGAAAGAGCUUGAAUUUUUUCGUGACGAACUACAAAAUAGACUCUCAAGUAACUACAAUGUCAUUUUGAAGGACAGGAAACUGCCCAUGUCCCUUUUAAAUGAUCACCAGAAGCAAGCAAGAGUUCAUCUUCUUGAUACAGAGCCUUUUGCGGAUGCAUUUGGACCUAAGUCAAAGAGAAAGCGUCCAAAGCUGAUGAUUUCAGAUUAUGAGUCAUUAGCUAAGAAGGCUGAUGGUUCACAAGAUGCCUUUGAGGAGAAUUAUGGUGCUACUACAUCCGUAGAAGGAAAUGAAGGAGACGGAUUCAGGGACUUGGUUCGGCAUACAAUGUUUGAGAAAGGUCAAAGUAAACGCAUAUGGGGUGAGCUCUACAAAGUGAUAGACUCAUCAGAUGUUGUUGUCCAGGUUUUGGAUGCUAGAGACCCACAAGGUACAAGAUGCUAUCAUUUGGAGAAGCAUUUGAAAGAGCAUUGCAAGCAUAAACACAUGAUCCUCUUGUUAAACAAGUGUGAUUUGAUCCCUGCUUGGGCAACAAAGGGUUGGCUUAGAGUGCUGUCCAAGGAAUAUCCUGCUCUUGCAUUCCAUGCAAGCGUCAACAAGUCCUUUGGGAAGGGAUCUCUUCUAUCAGUAUUGAGACAAUUUGCCCGCUUAAAAAGUGACAAGCAAGCAAUAUCUGUGGGAUUUGUUGGGUAUCCCAAUGUGGGAAAGUCAUCAGUAAUCAACACACUACGUACCAAGAAUGUUUGCAAGGUUGCUCCUAUUCCAGGAGAGACUAAAGUGUGGCAAUAUAUAACACUAACGAAGAGGAUUUUUUUGAUCGACUGCCCUGGAGUUGUUUACCAGAACAGAGACUCUGAAACAGAUAUUGUACUGAAGGGUGUGGUACGUGUCACAAAUUUGCAUGAUGCUACUGAGCACAUUGGAGAAGUUUUGAAACGUGUGAAGAAGGAGCACCUGGAAAGGGCAUAUAAGAUAAAAGACUGGGAUGAUGAUAAUGACUUUCUUGUUCAGCUAUGCAAAUUAAGUGGAAAACUUUUGAGGGGCGGUGAACCUGACUUGAUGACUGUAGCAAAGAUGGUCCUCCAUGAUUGGCAGAGGGGUAAGAUACCUUUCUUUGUUCCACCCCCGCGGCAAGAAGAGGAUUCUUUGGAGGAAUCCGAUAAAUCUGGUUUACCGAAAGACACGGAGUUGACUGAUAAUCAGGCAUCAACAGCUAUAAGAGCCAUUGCGGAUGUUGUCUCAUCCCAACAGCAGAUAGAUGUUCCAGUUCAAAAGGAUCUCUUCAGCGAGAACGAGUUAAGAGGUGAGACUUUUGAGCAGCUUCCUGCCAGUGAUUCCUAAGUUUUUCUUUUUUUCAAGAGAGAGAGAGAGUACUUGUGUAAGUUUUUGUUUGUUUCUUUUCUCUAAGAGAGAGAGAGAGAGAGAGAGAACUCGUAAGUUUUUGUUUCUUUUUCAGAGAGAGAGAGGGAACUUGUUCCUUUGCACAAUAACCCCAAAGAUAUGUCAUGACCUUGUAUUUCUUCUGCUCAAACUAGCCCAGAAUUUUAUUCGUUAUUUCAAUUUCACCAUCA